Eremomyces bilateralis CBS 781.70 is the source of this 951-nucleotide messenger RNA. RefSeq lists its product as uncharacterized. Lineage: Eukaryota; Fungi; Ascomycota; Dothideomycetes; Eremomycetales; Eremomycetaceae. The record is from RefSeq and is a predicted model, not a curated record. The transcript is spliced from 3 exons. The coding region runs from base 1 to 951 and encodes 316 amino acids.
AUGCUCUCGCUCCUUUCCUCCGCCCUCCUGCUCUCCUCGUUGGCAUCCGCGGAGAUCGACUGCAAGCACAUCGUCAAGGACAAGCGGGAGUUCGACCUCAGCAAGCUUGAUGGCAAGCAUAGCGUCCAUUACAUCCGGUCCGACCUGCCCGGGGAGCCAGGCGUGCACAACACUACCUUUACAACGGAUCUCUGCCAUCCGCUGAAGGAUACCGGAUGUCCGCAAGGGUCCCGGAUAUGUGCUUCAACCUACCUUAACAACGACUCCGAUCCCUUCUCCGCCAUCCCGAUCGCCAUGCUCCGUCCCACCGACAACCGAUACCUCGAGCCGAAAUGGACAUUGCUUAGCAAAUCCGACGCAAACGCGGACGCCGGCAAGGAGGGUCUGCGGCUCGAGAUCGGCGGCGGGCAGGAUCCGCCUACCGGACGAUACGGGAAGAAGCAGAAAGCCUUCAUCGAGUUUCUGUGCGAUCCGGAAGUGGAAGGGGACGAUGCCGAUAAGGAGGAGGGGAAGCUGCGGAGACGGGAAGGCGAUGACGACGCUGACGUCGAGGAUGACGGAACGGAUAAAGGCGAGGGAAAAAAGAUGGAUGAAGGGCGAAGUCUGCAAUUCGUGAGCUAUACGCCGGCGGUGGACGAGGACUUGAUGGUGCUCCGUUUGGAAUGGAAGACGAAACACGCAUGCCAGAGCAAGAAAGAUUCCGGGGACGAUAAACCGUCCGACCAUUGGGGUUUCUUCACCUGGUUCUUGAUAAUCGUCUUCCUCCUCAUCGCCUCCUACCUCAUCUUUGGCGCGUGGCUCAACUACAACCGCUACGGCGCGCGUGGCUGGGACCUUCUCCCGCACGGCGACGCCGUCCGCGACGUUCCAUACCUUCUCAAGGACUUCGGGCGAAGAAUCGCGAGUUCGAUCCAAGGAGGUGGUUCACGGGGUGGGUACAGCGCUGUAUGA